AUGUGCUAUGUUUCGGCAUGGGACUUUGUCAGAUUUAGCAAAGUUCGCUCAUGCAGAAGGAUCCACUCCCGAGCGCCAUGGCCGGGGCAGAGGUCGCAGUCCCUGUCCCAGCUCCCGACGAGUGACAUCCAUCGCCCAAUAGGGAACAGCUGUACGAGCGGAGGGCAUUUCGGUCCGAACCACCUCGGAGGUUGGGCCGUCACAUCCGCGGAGGCUUAUGAUUCGCUGGAUCCAAACGGCAACAUCACCAUAAAAUGGGAUAUUAUUUCGUGGACUCCUGAUGGUUAUGUGGCAACAGUGACAAUGUUCAACUACCAGCAGUUCCGACACAUACCUGCACCUGGGUGGCAGCUGGGAUGGUCAUGGGCAAAGAAAGAGGUCAUCUGGUCGAUGGUGGGGGCUCAGGCUACUGAGCAGGGUGAUUGCUCAAAAUUCAAGAGUGCCCCUCCCCAUUGCUGCAAGAGAGAUCCAACGAUUGUCGAUCUUCUUCCGGGCACCCCAUUCAACCAGCAAAUUGCCAAUUGUUGCAAGGCAGGAGUUAUAAAGACAUUUAACCAGGACCCAGGAAAUGCUGCAUCCUCCUUCCAGAUUAGUGUAGGUCUUGCUGGGACUACCAAUAAGACGGUUAAGAUGCCGAAAAACUUCACCCUUAGGGCCCCAGGUCCGGGGUACACAUGUGGGCGUGCUCUUGUUGGCAGGCCUACCAAGUAUUACUCGUCAGACGGGCGCAGGGUAACCCAAGCUCUCAUGGGUAUUAACAAAAGAAAUUCUCUAUUGGCAGUGUCGUGGAAUGUAACCUGCACAUACUCCCAAUUUCUUGCUCAGAAGACUCCCACCUGCUGUGUAUCUCUCUCAUCGUUUUAUAACGACACUAUUGUGAACUGCCCAACGUGCUCUUGUGGCUGCCAAAACAAUAUUACUCGUCCAGGAAGCUGUGUAAAUGACAAUUCGCCUUAUUUACAAUCUGCCAUCAAUGGCCCUGGCAAAUUAACUGGCCAGCCUCUUGUCCAAUGUACUUCCCACAUGUGCCCGAUAAGAAUCCAUUGGCAUGUGAAGCUCAACUACAAGGACUACUGGAGAGUGAAAGUCACCAUCACAAACUUCAACUACCGCAUGAAUUAUACAGACUGGAACAUGGUUGCCCAGCAUCCUAACUUCGAUAAUAUCACAAAGCUGUUCAGCUUCAACUAUAAGCCACUUACCCCAUAUGGAGGCCGCAUAAAUGACACCGCAAUGUUCUGGGGAAUGAAGUUCUACAAUGAUUUGCUCAAUCAAGCUGGCCCGCUUGGAAACGCGCAGUCAGAACUACUCAUGCGGAAGGACUCGGAGACUUUCACCUUCCAAAAAGGAUGGGCGUUUCCCCGGCGUGUGUACUUCAAUGGUGAUAACUGUGUCAUGCCAUCUCCCGAUGACUAUCCAUGGUUGCCUAGUGCAAGCCCUCUGACAAAACAACCAUGGACGCUCCCACUAUUGGUGUUCUGGACUGUGUUGUCUACUUUGCUGGCUUAUUACGUAUGA
Molecule: messenger RNA, 1518 nt
Organism: Triticum turgidum subsp. durum (durum wheat)
Lineage: Eukaryota; Viridiplantae; Streptophyta; Magnoliopsida; Poales; Poaceae
Source: the annotation of a GenBank genome assembly